This is a messenger RNA of Sinocyclocheilus anshuiensis, 1728 nucleotides long. Its product is annotated as retinoic acid receptor alpha-like. The record is from RefSeq and is a predicted model, not a curated record. Gene Ontology annotation, biological process: retinoic acid receptor signaling pathway; regulation of transcription by RNA polymerase II; cellular response to corticotropin-releasing hormone stimulus. Lineage: Eukaryota; Metazoa; Chordata; Actinopteri; Cypriniformes; Cyprinidae. Gene Ontology annotation, cellular component: nucleus; transcription regulator complex. Gene Ontology annotation, molecular function: zinc ion binding; RNA polymerase II cis-regulatory region sequence-specific DNA binding; nuclear receptor activity. The transcript has 7 exons. The coding region runs from base 322 to 1482 and encodes 386 amino acids.
CGCAGGCAGGAGCGUUUAAACGCGAUAUAUUUAUAAAAGCAUCCUUCAUUAUAGAGAAGCGCUGUCGCUAACCGGAACGGGACACAGCACCGAGUGGAAACAUAUUUAUGUCGGUUUAGCGAUCGUUUUUAUUUUGAAAAAGCAGGAACACCGCCAGUGAUGAUCGGGAUGUAUCGCAUGAUUUCUGGUGACUGUGUGGAAACAGAGAGAGAUUCGCGCGUGCUAAAACACAGUGAGAGUUUGAUGGAGUUUCUGUGAACAAAUGAAGGACAACCAGACUGAUAUUUAAUUAUUUUAUUCUUCAGUAAAAUAAAGUGCACGAUGUUUGACUGUAUGGAUGUGUUAUCGGGACACAUGCUGGAGUUUUACUCGUCCAGUUCCUCGUCGUGUAUGUUACAGGAGAAAGCGCUCAAAGCGUGCUUCAGCUGGCAACACCGACGCACCAAACACUCCAUUGAGACUCAGAGCACCAGUUCUGAGGAAUUGGUCCCCAGUCCUCCAUCACCUCUACCCCCUCCUCGUAUCUACAAACCUUGCUUCGUCUGCGAGGACAAGUCCUCGGGGUACCACUAUGGUGUCAGUGCCUGUGAAGGCUGCAAGGGUUUUUUCCGCAGAAGUAUCCAGAAGAACAUGGUCUACACAUGCCACAGGGAGAAGAACUGCAUUAUCAACAAGGUGACUCGGAAUCGCUGUCAAUACUGCCGGCUACAGAAGUGCUUCGCUGCGGGAAUGUCCAAAGAGUCUGUCCGGAAUGACAGGAAUAAGAAGAAAAAGGAGAUUCCAAAGCAGGAUUUGGCCGAAAGUUAUGAGCUGACAGCAGAACUAGAGACCAUCAUUGAGAAGAUACAGAAAGCUCACCAAGAGACGUUUCCUUCACUCUGCCAGCUGGGCAAGUACACCACGAUACUGCGUAUCUGCACACGUUACACCCCCGACCAGGACACAAUGACGUUCUCUGACGGUCUCACGCUGAACCGCACACAGAUGCACAACGCUGGCUUCGGCCCGCUGACAGACCUAGUAUUCACCUUCGCCAACCAGCUCCUGCCCAUCGAGAUGGACGACACAGAGACGGGACUGCUGUCUGCCAUCUGUCUCAUCUCCGGAGAUCGUCAGGAUUUGGAAGAGCCUUCAAAAGUAGACCAGCUCCAGGAACCCCUGCUAGAGGCUCUGAAAAUCUACGUGCGAAAGCGCAGACCCAGCAAACCACACAUGUUCCCCAAGACCCUGAUGAAGAUCACAGACCUGCGCAGCAUCAGUGCUAAAGGUGCAGAGCGAGUGAUCUCUCUGAAGAUGGAGAUCCCUGGAUCAAUGCCUCCCCUCAUCCAGGAGAUGCUGGAGAACUCAGAGGGUCAGGACGGACAGAGCUCCUCAGAGCGGAGCGGCUCGGGCAAAAACAGCAGCAGCUCCACGGAGCCCAAGGCCUCGGCCCCCUCCCCGGAGCCCACAGACGGGGCCACUUCCUCCAGCGAGGAGCCCUAGAACAUUAACCCUCAGACAGUACUGGUAGACUGGAGGCCGAUCUCUCCAGUGUGUUGACUUCUGGUUGAUUUCCGCCCAUUUCCUGCUUUAAGAACAUCUUGAGAUAAUCAAGUCCUACAGUAUCAUAGGACUGAAUCACACACACACCCUGAAUCAGAUGCCCACCUGUGACAGAUGUGAAGCUCCUCAGGUCUCCUGUAUGGAUUCUUCAUGUGCAUGAUAAGCUGUUACUUUUUAUUCAUUGAU